Messenger RNA from Trichoderma asperellum CBS 433.97, 4548 nucleotides. NCBI's taxonomy places the organism in Eukaryota, Fungi, Ascomycota, Sordariomycetes, Hypocreales, Hypocreaceae. The record is from RefSeq and is a predicted model, not a curated record.
AUGAUACGCCAGAGCGGCCGCUUGAUUCAGCACAUUCCCCAGUCUAUUCCCAGCAGGCUGGGGCGCAGCAGUGCGCGACAAGUAUUGUGCAGGCCCCGGUUUUCUACCCAGGCAUCUCGACGACAAGCCGGUACGUUACUUGAGUCCCUGCUCAAGAAGAUGGGCGAAAGUGCUGCCACUACUUUUGCUUCCAUCUUCGUCCUCGCCAUCGGAUUUGCUGCUGCCGGUUACAUUUACCACAAGAGCUACAAGAUGAUUGUCUUGAAAAAAUUGACUCGCGCCUUUGAGCCGGGUGACCCCGUCCUUGACUUGGCUACAACUGCCAAAGAAGUGCCUCGGAAAAUAGUCGAGGAAGAGCAUUGGGUUCAGCGCCCAGAACAGGAGUAUGUUGACGCAAUCAUUGAUGGCAGAGAGUCUGGCCAUUACUAUCUUUUUAUGGGGGAGAAAGGGACAGGCAAAAGUAGCAUGCUCAUCGAAGCCAUGCGAAAGACUGACGGAGAUGGCGUGGCCAUGUUCGAAGCUCAUGCCGAUACUGAAAUCGUCAGAAUCCGUCUAGGCAAAGCACUUGAUUACGAGUUUCAUGAAGACUAUAUUGGAGGAUACUUCAGCGAGAGAGGUCCGCGAGAGACCACUGCUCUUCUUGAUAUUGAACGCGCCUUGAACAAGAUGGAAAAGGUGGCUAUGAAGCUCCGGAACAAAAGGGGGAAGCCUCUCGUCCUCAUUGUAAACCAGCUGCAUCUCCUGCGGAACAAUGAGGAAGGCAGAGACCUGAUCGAGCUUUUCCAGCAACGCGCUGAGCAGUGGGCCGCGGCGAAUCUGGUCACCAUGAUAUUCAAUACUGAUGACUACUGGGUGUACGAGCGGUUGAAGCUUCUGGCCACGCGCAUGGAUGUUCUUGCCGUUACCGAUCUGCCCAAGUCACAAGCCAUCAAUGCCCUGAGAAAAUAUCGUAUGCGAUACUUCAAAGAAAUUCCAAGCCACCAAGAGCUCGAGGAUGUGUAUGAUCGGAUUGGAGGCCGCUUGAGCUUCCUAAAUCGCGUGGCAAAGAGCAAAGAUAUGCUCAACACAUGCGAAAAAAUUAAAGAGACUGAAAAGAAAUGGUUCCUUAACCAAUGCUGGAUCCUCGGCUCAGAGAUGGAUGAUGAUGUGAUGGAUCAACAGAAAUGGGCCGCCGCCGCCAUGGUUCUCGCUCUAGCUCUGGUCGAUAAAGAGGCAGAGAUGGAUAAUACGUAUGAUCCGGUUGUGGGUCACUUACUGCCAACUUUUCCUUUUCACAUAGCACAAGAGCUCAUGACUCGAGCGGAUUUCAUCCGAGAUCUCGAUAGCUUGAAUCUUUUUACUGUUACUAGCCAGGCGGACGUUCGUGCGAGUAGCGUUCCGAUGCAUCUCGCAUUCAAGGAAAUCUGCAGUGAACCUCGGUUCCGAAAGCAUCUCGAAGAUACAAUUCAGAGGAUUUCUGAUAUUGAGAGCUUGGGUCGUACUAGAGAGCUGGUUGCCAAGGAUCUGGUCCUUGGUGGUGAAUACGAUAUUGAGACGAGCCGCAAGGGCAUCACGCGACGCAGCAAUUAUAAACUCAUGGAUAGAACGAAACAGAUGUUAAUAGCACGGCGAAGCUUCGUCUUCUCCCCCCCAUCCACUACUGGACUGAUGCCUGCCAACGCCAGAUGGCCCGAUUUCCAAUUGGCUUCAAGAUUGCGGUAUUUCAUGGGCUCGAGCGCUCCCGAGUCGACUCCCUCGCAAAUCACAUCAUCGCCGCAGCUUAACGAAACAAGACGCGAGGAGUCUCCAUCCGCCCAGGAUAACGACCAAGAGGCGGAAAGCCACACGCGCUCUGCCGCAAUGGCUGAGAUCGAUAACGAGCCCAUCGAGGAGAUGGGAGACGUCGACGAUUACGAACACGAAGGCGAUGAUACUGGCGUCGAUGUUGAUUUUGGCGACCUGGAAAUGUUUGACAGUAACGCGUCUCAGCUUCCUUUCUUAUCGCAAGAGCCUCAAUCUUUGAAAACCGAAGAGCCUGUGUUUCCUACGCCUAGCGAAAGUACGAAACGCGAUAAAACUAAAAAGAAGAAGAAGAAGAAGUCCCCACUACAAACUGACGAAAUUGCUGGCGAUAAACCAGCUGAAGCGGACCUCGAUGUACCGCGCGCUACUCUUGCCUCUGAGGAGUCCAUACGGGGGCCUGAUACUGUCGAGGAUGCAACCACAGAUAUGGAUGCAUUGGAUUUGACACCGAUUCCAUCAACGCAAAAGAAAAAGAAGAGAAAGACAACUGAAUCUGCGGACGGCAAGCGACAUAAGAAAAGAAAAGGUCUUGAGGAUGGCGACACAAAUACGAUUCAGCAGACACAAGACGAGACUGAAAAUCCGGAUACCAGAGAUGCUGCCACUAGCUUUUUAUACUCAGAUAAGAAUGCUUCCAGCCAACUCCUGGGUGUUGCCGCCGAGGAUGGUCAGAUGUCGCCUAGCAUUGCUCUUGCUCGUCGACGGAGCCAGACGGGAGAAGAAGCUCGCUCAAGAGAAAAUAGUGUACCUAGAGCCCAAGUUGCUCCCAUGGCCCCCAUGGCAAUUGAUACUUCCGCGCAAGAACCUGCGCCUGAAGAAGCUUCAAGGAGCCAAGAGGUGACGACCGAAAACCAUAGAGAUGACCGUGACGUUGAAGACCUUGCGCGAGAAGCAUGGAGAGAACACGUCAACAGUCAAAGUGGAAAUGCUACUGCCGCGAACAAGAUAGAGCCUGCUUCUCAAGAUUCUGCCGAAGCAGAGGAACAACCAGACGCAACACCGCGAAGGCGAUCUGCGAGAACGAAGAAGCCGAAGCCCACCUUGCCUGCACAAGCUCUAGAAUCAACCGAGACCCCUGCCAAGAAGAGUCGCCGAAUCCUUGAAGAACUGCCGUCUCCCUCUGCCAAUACUCCAAAGCCAAGAGCACGAGCUAAGAGGGCUACACAGAAACCGCGACAACCAACGGAACAGACUUCAGAGGACGAUUUUGAAAACGCGGAAUCUGAGAAACCUGCCAGGAGGGCAACCAAUCUGGAAGGCUAUACACAAGGGCGAUUUACGGAUGCUGAAUUUGAUGGCAUUAACCGGGCUAUUGAAGCCUUCCGAAACGAGUAUGGACUGACACAAGUUCAAAUCAAUGAGAUGAUACAGGCUCCGGGGGGCACAACUGCUGGUAGUGACCAUGCGCGCCUUUGGUAUCGUCUCUUUGAGGCAUGUCCUGAUCGUAAGAGACAAAAAGUUAUCAAUGUCGCUCGUAAAAAAUUCCAUAAUUUUGUAGCACGAGGAAAAUGGACGCCAGAACAGGAUGCAGAGCUCUCUGCUCUUAUCAAUGUGAACGGAACUGCCUGGUCUAAGAUCGCUGCCAUCAUUAACCGCCAUCCCGAAGAUGUCAGAGACCGGUAUCGCAACUACAUUGUUUGCGGUUCGAACCAGCGCAGAGACGUAUGGAACGAAGAUGAAGAAGCACGCCUCACUGAGUAUGUCAAGGAAGCAAUGGAGGUCAUUGACGAGCUACGAAGGGAUUCCCCCCAAACUGCUCUACUGCGCAAAUCCUACGAGGAAUUAAUCGACUGGCAAAAUAUUAGCGAGAAGAUGGAGCGGACACGAAGUCGCCUGCAAUGCAUUACAAAGUGGAAAUCCAUGCAGAAUCGCAUAUCCGGGAAAAAGAAGGAGAGGAAGAAUCCCGAGGCAAAGAAACAAAGCCAUGUCCAGCCUGAAGUAGUGAUUUCAGAUGAAGAUAUCUCUUCUCAGCUUGACCAGGCUCGGCAACAGAUGAUGAGCAUGCGCGAAGAAGAUCAAUAUCGUUUGGUUUUGGCCAUCCAGGGAGCCUCCGUUUUAUCGGACGACCAAAUUCCCUGGGCAAAGCUCCUCGAUAAAAAGUUUCGCAAUCAAUGGAGCCGUGGCACCCAAAUACUGCUAUGGGAUCGCCUGAAGCAGACUGUUCCAGAUUGGGAAGCAAUAUCGGUACUGGACGUCGCUCAGUACAUUAUCAACGAGUAUAACCGAACAGGCAGCCUUCCUGAAGUAACUGGCAGUGGCUACGAUGACGAUGAGCGAGAAAAGGAGUUGCUUGGAUACACUCGUUCUCGUGGCAAGCCGACUGCUGUGGUGAAGAGUGCAGAGUUUGUCGAAGACUCUGGCGCUGAGGACGAGCACCGCGACAACGGACAGCAGAACCAAGAUGACAAGCUUGAGAUUACUAUUGAUCCUGCGUUGAUGGGAGAGCCGCCGCUCUCCCCACCGAGUGCCACCCCAAAACAGAAGAAGGCUACACAGAAGAAGCCACGGGCGAAGAAAUCAAAGAAGGUGUCUCUUAGUCAGGACCCCAUUGAGGACAGCGAGCCGAUUCUGCCGCCUAAUACGGUUGAUGAAGGCGAGGAGUCUAAUCUUGAUGAAGCACAACUUCGUAAAUCGAAGACACCAAGCAAAUUCAAGUCUGUUAACACCACACACGAAGAGAACGGCGUCGCUGCUUCUCAAGAAGAGCCUUAUUCAGACAGCAUUAUGGAUGAUAUGGAAGAUCUACCUGCCCGGAUUCUGGCCUAA